Molecule: messenger RNA, 1596 nt
Organism: Lentinula edodes (shiitake mushroom)
Lineage: Eukaryota; Fungi; Basidiomycota; Agaricomycetes; Agaricales; Omphalotaceae
Product: ASST-domain-containing protein
Exons: 11
Coding region: 1-1596 (531 amino acids)
Source: RefSeq, a predicted model, not a curated record
AUGCUUUUUCAUUCGUUGUCGACUUUCGCUCUUUUAACUCUACUGUCUUUACCUCUAUCUGCAACCGCUUCAGUUGCCUACUGCAAUAACCAAGAUUACGAAUCAGGAGCCCUAGGAGAAUCCCCAUACCAAAGCUAUAAUGCAGCCCCCUUCCAACCUGUUCAGCUAAACUAUGCCCUCCCAACAGCCGAUUGCCCUUCCAAUAGCCAGGUCUCGGGAUAUUUCAUGAUCUCCCCACUCGGAAGUGAACUUCAUAUGACCGGAGGAGGAUAUAUCAUGAAUCCAAACGGAACCAUGGUCUACUUCUCUUCAGGUUUUGGCUCGAUUGUCAUCCUACGUGGAGUUUUCACCUAUCAAGGAGAGGACCAUCUGGGUAUUUGGGUCAGUGAUGGCUCUGUUCCAAUGCCUUCAGGACACGGAAGCGGAUGGAAUAUCCUUUUGGAUAGGUCUUAUAAUACCGUUGCCACGAUCACAACUUCGGGCUUGUCAGUUGGCGCCGAUCUUCAUGAGCUUCAUGUUACUUCAAACAACACUGCUAUCAUUACUGCGUUCCCCACGGACGAAGCAGACUUGUCUGCUUAUGGUGGCUCCACGACUGGCUACGUAUUAAACCCUGUUGCUCAGGAAAUUGAUAUAGCUACAGGAGAAGCAAUUUUCACUUGGAAGGCCUUGGACCAUGUUAGCCCUAGCGAGUGUUAUGCGCCCUUUGGAACUACUUCCACUGGGUAUGGCAUCGCCACGGAUCCCUGGGAUUACUUCCACAUGAAUUCUAUUCAAAAAAACGAUGACGGGACUUAUCUCAUUUCAUCCAGACACUGUCAUACACUAUACCUUGUGAACUCCGCAGGCGAAAUUCUAUGGCGCAUGGGAGGGAAAAACUCGAAUUUCACGCUGAACGAAGGAGCUAAUUUCACCUGGCAGCAUCACGUUCGAUUCCGCGGCUCUGGACAACUUUCCCUCUUCGAUAACGGUGCGACGGAAUGGGAACAAGAUAUCCCCUACUCCCAGGGUCUCCUACUUGACUAUGAUGAAUCUGCGAUGACUGUGUCCCUUUUAUCUGCGAGAGCGCCAUACGACCGUACAAACACGGUUUCGCAAGGCAGUGUGGAACUUCUUUCGGAUGGAACUUCCAUUGUCGGUUGGGGUGCUAUGCCCUAUUUUUCUGGGCACGACACAGCUGGCAACAUCAUCUGGUCUGCUCAAUUUGCUGUUGCAAGCUCAGGUAUUAGCUCAUACCGAGUCUUUCUGAAUGAUUGGACUGGCCGGCCUAGCGUUCCUCCUUCGCAUAAAGUUACCUCCCCUUUCUCAGGCAAUAUCACUGUCUAUGCCUGGUGGAACGGCGCUACUGAGGUGGUAUCAUGGGAACUCCUUGGAUCUCGUCUCCUCACACCCUUAAAGGCGACUAGCUUGAGCAACGCGAGUAAAACGGACUUCGAAACUACCCUCGUCUAUUCUGGCUCGGGAUAUGCGUAUUACCAGGUGGCCGCCCUCAAUGCCAACGGACAGGUUUUGAAAUAUUCUAACUUCACCGCGCUGGAUGGAACUACCUUUGGGCCAGCGGAUAAUCAGACUGUCACUGCUGCCCCAUUGAGCUGA